AUGCUGGAGAAUUUAUUACUUCGAACGGCAAUCGGGUUAUUAAUUUUUAUACACGUCAAUGCUCAAAAUCAACUAGUCGAAGUAGCUACAUCGCCGGAAUAUCAAUGGAACGGUGUGGCUUUAACGAAGAAUGGAAGAAUGUUCGCAGGAUUUCCGCGAUCGGCUGGUGACGCGACGAUUUCUGUCGCUGAAAUUCUGCCAACGAACGUUAUAAAAGCUUUACCUGGGGGAGACUGGAAUACUUUUAAUCCGAUAAAUUCGACGGAAAAUGUUGAGAACCGUUUCGUUAACGUUAACGCAAUUCUGACCGACGUAAACGACAAUUUGUGGGUUGUUGAUGCCGGAAUGAUCGGUAAUAGAACAAUUCGAAACUCCGCGAAACUCAUAAAAAUCAAUCUUCAAAAUAAUAUGGUCGAACGCAUUUAUUCGGUUUCGAGUCUCAAUCCUCCAGAAGGCUUUGCUUUAAAUGAUGUGCGUAUUGCCUCACAGUACGCUUUUUUAACCGAAUCAGGAAUCGGUUCAAUCGUUAUAAUUAAUUUGCAGAGUGGCAGAGUACGCCGAGUUUUGGACAAACAUCCGUCUACAAAGUUCGAUGCGCCGACCGUUGUCCGAGUCGAAGGACGCAAGGUUUUAGACGAAAACGGCGAGCCGAAAAAGAUGCCGAAUAAUAAUCUGGAACUCACACCUGAUGAGAAAACGUUGUUGUAUAAACCAUCGUUCAGUUACAAUUGGUGGAGAAUAUCAGUCGCAGAUUUGACGAAUGAAAGUCUGACCGAAACACAACUUGGCGAUCGUGUCAUAAAAGGGAGCGAAACAAUGCCGACAGGCGGCACGACAAUGGACAAUGAGGGGAACAUAUAUCUGAUGGAUCUGGAGCGCCGCGCUGUGUGGCGACAAAAACCGGAUGGCUCUUUGAGUUUGAUUGUACGCGACGACCGCAUCAUUUGGGGUGAUGCCUCAGAUGUAAGUGCAGACGGAUUUUUAUACAUUCCAGUGUCACAAAACAAUCGCCUUCCGGGUUUCAACAAUGGUGUUAAUCAAGUUGAAAAGCCGUAUCGGAUUUACAGAAUAAAAAUUAACUCUGCUCUUCGCACGAAGAGUGUUUCAGUUCUCGUAUUAAUACUAAUUUUUAUGAAAUUUUUUGUCGGAUGA
Messenger RNA from Didymodactylos carnosus, 1152 nucleotides. The record is from the annotation of a GenBank genome assembly. Lineage: Eukaryota; Metazoa; Rotifera; Eurotatoria; Philodinida; Philodinidae.